AGAGAGAGAGAGAGAGAGAGAAAGAGAGAGAGAAAGAGAGAGUGUGGGCUAGCGGCAAUGCGGUGACCGAGCACUGGAACUUACACACACACACAUACACACGCACGCACACACUCACAUACACACACACCCUCACACACACAUACACACACUGUAAUCCUGAUUUCGGGACGUUCAGCGACACACUCGGACCCCCCGGUGGCUGGAAACACGGGCGCUAAGGGCCUUCACCUCGCUUUUAAAGUGGACCUAACACCGCCUUACUUUCUGGACAUGGGAGACAUGGGAGACCCGCCGAAAAAGAAGCGGCUGAUCUCGCUGUGUGUGGGCUGCGGGAAUCAGAUCCAUGACCAGUACAUCCUGCGCGUGUCGCCGGACCUGGAGUGGCACGCGGCGUGCUUGAAGUGUGCGGAGUGUAACCAGUACCUGGACGAGUCGUGCACUUGUUUUGUGCGGGACGGGAAGACGUACUGCAAGAGAGACUACAUCAGGCUGUACGGGAUUAAAUGCGCCAAGUGCAAUGUGGGCUUCAGCAAGAACGACUUCGUGAUGCGCGCGCGCUCCAAAGUUUACCACAUCGAGUGUUUCCGCUGCGUGGCGUGCAGCCGCCAGCUGAUCCCGGGAGACGAGUUCGCGCUGCGGGAGGACGGCCUGUUCUGCCGGGCUGACCACGACGUGGUGGAGCGCGCGAGCAUGGGGCCAGGAGACCCGCUAAGCCCGCUCCACCCGGCCAGACCACUGCAGAUGGCAGCGGAGCCCAUCUCGGCGAGGCAGCCCGCGCUGCGGCCGCACGUGCACAAGCAGCCCGAGAAGACGACGCGCGUGCGCACCGUGCUCAACGAGAAGCAGCUGCACACGCUGCGGACGUGCUACAAUGCGAACCCGCGGCCGGACGCGCUGAUGAAGGAGCAGCUGGUGGAGAUGACGGGCCUGAGCCCGCGGGUCAUCCGCGUCUGGUUCCAGAACAAGCGCUGCAAGGACAAGAAGCGCAGCCUGCUGAUGAAGCAGCUGCAGCAGCAGCAGCCCAACGACAAGACGAACAUCCAAGGCAUGACGGGCACUCCGAUGGUGGCGGCCAGUCCCGAGAGACAUGACGGCGGUUUGCAGGCGAGCCAAGUGGAGGUGCAAACGUACCAGGCGCCCUGGAAGGUCCUCAGUGACUUCGCACUGCAGAGCGACAUCGACCAGCCUGCCUUCCAGCAACUGGUGAAUUUUUCUGAAGGAGGUCCGGGCUCAAACUCGACAGGGAGCGAAGUGGCAUCCAUGUCCUCCCAACUGCCAGACACCCCAAACAGCAUGGUGGCCAGUCCUAUAGAGGCCUAGGCGAUGUUGGAUUACCUUGUGUUCCAGCAGCUGAAGGACAGGAGGAGUGAGGGGGGGUGCCUGCGCCCCCCGUUUCCUCCUUCUCUCUCUCACUCUCGCUCUCCACACAAGCCCUCGGCUGCGUGUCUUCAUACACUGUGAUGACAAUCAUGGGAACGAAACGCUGCUGGAACGGACUGAGCGCUCUGGGCGACUCCUUUGUUUUUUUGGGGAGGAAGACAUUGGUUGAGGAAAAGAUGGAUGAAUCUCAUUACUGCGCGGUGGAACUGCUCGAAUACACAUUUUUUUGCCAAACACCCCCAGUUUUUUCUUUUUUUGGACAAAUCAGUGACCCUCUUGAAAGAGGACUGAUAUUAAUAUAAGCAACCGGCGCGCGCAGCAUGAGUAGCCUAUAAACGAACCAACCAGUGACUGUCUGUACGGUUUCUCUAAAACUCUAAAACUGCGAUUAGCGUUCACAAGCAUCUACAUCUGAGGACUACUGCUUUUACAGGUUUUUUCUUCUGUUCUAUGGUCUCUCUC
Molecule: messenger RNA, 1845 nt
Organism: Colossoma macropomum (tambaqui)
Lineage: Eukaryota; Metazoa; Chordata; Actinopteri; Characiformes; Serrasalmidae
Gene: isl1
Product: ISL LIM homeobox 1
Exons: 6
Coding region: 274-1323 (349 amino acids)
Biological process (GO): neuron fate specification; axonogenesis; positive regulation of transcription by RNA polymerase II
Cellular component (GO): nucleus
Molecular function (GO): DNA-binding transcription factor activity, RNA polymerase II-specific; cis-regulatory region sequence-specific DNA binding
Source: RefSeq, a predicted model, not a curated record